Trichoplusia ni (cabbage looper) is the source of this 2172-nucleotide messenger RNA. It is a transcript of the gene nbs, whose product is annotated as nibrin. NCBI's taxonomy places the organism in Eukaryota, Metazoa, Arthropoda, Insecta, Lepidoptera, Noctuidae. The record is from RefSeq and is a predicted model, not a curated record. Gene Ontology annotation, molecular function: damaged DNA binding; protein binding. Bases 100 to 1992 code for a protein of 630 amino acids. The transcript has a single exon. Gene Ontology annotation, biological process: double-strand break repair via homologous recombination; mitotic G2 DNA damage checkpoint signaling. Gene Ontology annotation, cellular component: Mre11 complex.
UUAGAGAUUUGUUUGUUUGAAAUUGCGUGUACGAAAGUUCUAUCAGAUACCGGGAGAUAAAGUAUAAUUACUGUUAAUAAUAUAAAGUAUACGGCAAUCAUGUGGUACUUAACAUCACAGAAUGAUACUAGAAUCAUUUAUAUAGUUUCAUCUAAUCAAGUCCUAAUUGGAAGAAGUACUGAUAAUGAGGUUUGCAACUUUGCCAUCGCUGAUGAUCCCUCCAUUAGCAGAAAACAUGCAACUUUGACAGCGAUGGACAAUGGUUUGUUUUUACAAGAUCUCGGUUCGAGAUACGGAACUUACAUUAAUAAUUCUACCGACAAAGUAGAAAUGAAUACCAACACCAAAUUAAAAGAGAACGAUAUUGUUAAGUUUGGUAAAAUGAAUAGCAUUUGGAAAGUUAAUGUAGCUAACCUUAUAACUUGUACAUCGACUUUAAAAGGAGACAACUUACAGAAUCUAAGGUUAACUUUGUCAAAAUUAGGAGGGAUAUUAAAGAGUGAUUGGGAUGACACUUGUUGUUACCUAACAAUGCCAGGAAUCACCUUGACUAUCAAAGUUGUGUUAGCUCUAGUACAAGGUUCAAACAUAGUAACUACAGAGUUCUGGAACAAAUGCCUUGAAAAUGUUUCCAAUUGUGAAACCCUACCAGAUCCUCAAGAUUUUGUACCCGAGGUUAUGGAAUCUACACUUAAUAAGGAGGUUGUGUCAUUCCAGCCUGAUAAUCGUCGUAGUUCAAUAUUCACAGGCAAGAAGUUUAUAUUUUUUUCAAGAAGACAGCAUGAAAUGUAUAAGACUGUACUGGUCAAAAGUGGGGCCACUCCAAUGCUGCUUAGUGAAUGCAGAAUGACAAUAUCAAUGCUCUGUAGCCCAGAUGUGGUUGUUAUACAGUAUACAUCAACUGGUGUCAGUCAAGAGACACAGUCACAGAGAAGCCAAAUGACUGACAUUGUCAAUCAAUUAAAAAAUAAGGGCAAAAGAGUGGUAGCUGAUGCUGAGAUAGGUCUUGCUAUAUUAUUCUGCUCAUCCAAUAAGUAUUGCAAUCCUAACUUCAGCUUUUCAUCUGAAGUGGUUAAGCAGAUAUCUGCUCCUCAAAAGAGUUCAAAAGUACUAGCACAGGAAUCUCAAGAACCUACAUCACAGCAAAAGCAGCCCAAUGUUAAAAUAAAUGAAAGUCUUGUGUCUGAAGAUGGUUAUGAUAAACUUUCUGUUAAAAGAAAGUUGAGUGAUGUCAUAACUGAGAUAGAAGUCAAUCCCAGCAAGAGAAUUGCAACAUGUUUUGUAGCAGAAGUGAAGGUUGAAAGUGCCAAAAGGGGUUACCCCGAUGACAAUGAUGAAUUCUCAAAACCACCCAAGAAAAUGGCUAUAGAAAAUGAGAAGAAUAGCUCUGAACAAGCUAGUAAUGAUGAUAGUAACAUGUUUAAUUUUGUGAAAGCUCCUACCACCACUGAAUCUGAGAAAAAACCUAAAAAACUCAAUUUAUCAAAACCACAGAAAAGAAAACUAAAUGAUAAUCAGCCUGAAGGCAAUCUAUUUAACUUUAUACAAACUGAUGAAGAUGAUGUUAAUGCUAGCACAGUAUCUAAACAAAGCCUUUUUAAUAAUGAUAAAAAUAAGAAAGAUGAUAGUGAAAAUGUGGUACAAACAACAAAUCUAUCAAAACAAGAAGUUUCAGCUCAAGAUAUAUCUGCUAUGAGAGGAUCCAAGCUAAAAGAAUUAAUGCAACGUAAUUUAUCAAGCAAUUCUAGUCCAGUCAAUAAUACAAGGAGAAUAAAAACUGAAGACUUAGAAGAUAAAAUGAAUAAGCUAGACUUGUGUAACACUAUUGUUACUACCUGUAGCACCUUAAUUAAGAGGGAACCAUACAAAUAUGAGACUGAGAAUACAUUUUCUAGUAAUGUUAAAAACUUUAAGAAAUUCAAGAAAGUUUGGCCAAUAAAGAGACAAUCUUCUGUGAUACAGACAUCUUCAAUGAGCUUGAUAACUUCAUAAUAAAUUAAUACUUGAUUUGUUGCAUGGGACUAAAAUUUCAUUCAUAACUUUUGUCCAAGUCUGAGCAUACAAUUGAGUUAUAAGAAAUGAAAACGAUUUUAUUAUAUUGAUUAUAAGUUUAUUUUGUAGAAAUGUUACAAGUAUGUAAUGUUAAGAUAAUAAAGAUCAUUUAACUAAUCA